ACACUCUAGCCACUUGAAAAGUGCAUCAGUUCAUUUAACGUUAUCAGAUAUUUACAUUUUCAUUGCUAAUGAGCAGAUUAAGUGCAUUUACAAUUUAAUAAACAAAUACGUAAUACAUUUUUAAAAUGGUCCUCAAGUUUGCGGCAAAUUUAAAUUUCUUAUUCACGGAAGCCUCCAGCAUAGCAGAGAGGAUACAUCUUGCUUAUCGUGCCGGUUUUCGUGCAGUAGAAAUACCAUUUCCCCGUUCGGAAGAGGAACAAGUGGCUGCGGCCAAAAAAGAGACCGGCAUAGAAGUUGCCCUAAUGAAUGUGGCCCUAGGCACGGGAGAAAUGUCGUUAGGAUCUUCUAGCAUACCAGGGGCAGAAAAUGAGUUUAAGACUCAUCUUAAAGAAACCGUAGCUUUGGCCAAGAAACUGCAGUGCAAAAAAAUACAUCUUAUGGCGGGACUGGUGAAAAACUGUCCCGUAGAAGAUCAUUUAAAGACUUAUCAAAUGAAUUUAAAAUAUGCUGCUGGUAUACUGGAGCAGGAGAAUAUUGUGGGUCUUAUUGAACCCAUAAAUAAGUAUUCUGUACCCUCUUAUUUUAUGAAUUCCUAUGAAGUGGCUCGCAAUGUUUUGGAAAAUGUAAAUAGUAAAAAUUUACGCCUAAUGUUGGACGUUUUUCACUUACAAUUGAUUCGAGGUAAUGUGACACAUGCCUUUGAAGAUUUCGCUCAACUUAUAGGUCACAUACAAAUUGCUCAAGUUCCCCAACGCCAUGAACCUGAUGAUGUAGGAGAAUUGAAUUAUGAAUAUGUUUUCUCAUUGAUUGAGAAAUUAAAGUAUAAUGAUUGGAUCGGUUGUGAAUAUAAGCCAAAGACAAAUACCAUAGAGGGUCUGAAAUGGUUAAACAAAUAUGGUGUGGAAUUUUAAGUGAUUUUUUUAAUUUGUUAAUAUAAAUUGCCGUUAUUGUAAAUAAAAUGUAAAUAUGACUGUUGGACAAAAUUGAAA
Molecule: messenger RNA, 989 nt
Organism: Lucilia cuprina (Australian sheep blowfly)
Lineage: Eukaryota; Metazoa; Arthropoda; Insecta; Diptera; Calliphoridae
Gene: Gip
Product: putative hydroxypyruvate isomerase
Exons: 1
Coding region: 126-911 (261 amino acids)
Biological process (GO): glyoxylate metabolic process
Molecular function (GO): hydroxypyruvate isomerase activity
Source: RefSeq, a predicted model, not a curated record